Molecule: messenger RNA, 6648 nt
Organism: Phlebotomus papatasi
Lineage: Eukaryota; Metazoa; Arthropoda; Insecta; Diptera; Psychodidae
Gene: Root
Product: rootletin
Exons: 14
Coding region: 225-6203 (1992 amino acids)
Source: RefSeq, a predicted model, not a curated record
UUAAGGUGGUGUGGAAUUCGGAGGCAUCAGUUAGACAGUCCAAGGGUGUUGGUCCUGGGAGAAGAAAAACUCAAUCUUAUAUCUUAAUCUCAACUUAUCGUCAUCUUAAAUUGUCCAACAGUCAAAUUUAUCUCCACAACAAACUAAAUUGUGUGAAAAAGAGUUGUGUUAAAUGCCUAACGGCAAAUUUUGAAAAAUUACAUAGUGAAAAUUUCCCAGGAAAAAUGUCCCGUUUAACGAAGGAUAAUGGCUCGAGCACUUUACGGCGUUCGAAUAGCAACGAAAGUCUAGAUAAGAAGAAGCCUUUCUCGCGUCCGUUCAGUAAGUCUCGCCUUGGAGAUAAUCCAGCAGCAGGACGUUCAGUCAGGAUGGCCAGUCCGGCUCCAGUGGAAACGGCGGCUCUGCUGCGGCAGAAUCAGGAACUCAGGCAGCGUCUGCAGGAAGAAGCCAGUAACUAUCGCAGACGCAUUGAUACCUACAAGCAAGCUCAAGCCAAUCAGGCUAAUCUUGUGAGUCGGCUUCAGUCGAAAGUUCUGCAGUACAAGCAGAGAUGUUCGGAUCUCGAGGGACAAGUCCAUGAUGUCCCGGUGCCUUCGUACUCAGCUAGGAAUGUCUGUCCAAGUACUUCCGGAUCCACUCAUCAACCGAGCUCAAUGGCGGCUAUUCCACUUCCACCACCUGCAGGUCACUCAGCAUCUUCGGCUCCGCUGAGUCUGCCCUGUCCGGUUACUUGUGACCAACCAUCGCCCCCAAUUCACACGUACCAUCACGAAAAUGGGGAUGAUGUUGUACGUCGCCUUGAGGAUGAGCGUCAGAGAUGUGAGCAACUUUUAGCUCAAAACAAUUUAUUGCGACAGCAAUUGGAGGAGUCUCAUCGCACCAAUGAAAUGCUAACGACGGAUUUGCAGAAGUUAACAACCGAUUGGGAAGCUCUGAGGGAUGAUAUGCUGGCCAAGGAGAAUGAAUGGAAAGAGGAAGAACAAGCAUUUAAUGAUUACUACAACAACGAGCAUACGCGUUUGCUGAGAAUGUGGAGGGAAGUUGUUUCUGUGAAGCGCAAUUUCAAGGAUAUGCAGACGUCAAUGAAGACAGAUCUCAAUAAGAUGCGCUACGAGAUGAUGGGGAUCAAUAGGGAGGUUUCCAGUGCAUGCAGCGGAGUUACGGUGAAUCUUAAGCAAGCCAGUCGAUAUGAAGAAGCCAAUCAGAUGCAAAUUGAGCGGGAUAAUAUGGAUUUGAAGUCUCAGUUGGCAUCGCUCAAGGUUCAGUAUGAGACGAGUAAGAUUGAGAUUGAGCAGAGGGAUCAGAAGAUGCAGCAAAUGAUGCAUGAGCUGAAGACACUGGAAGAUAGGUGCAUGCAUGCUGAGAAUCAGGCUGCUCAGGCACAGAGGCUCAAUGAUGAAAUUGAACGUUUGCAGCAUGCUCUCAGGGAUAUUGCACAUGCCGUUGUCCAGGAUGCAGAUGCGUCAAAUGAUGCAGAAACAUCCACGACGCAUAUGCAUCUGUCCCAGGGAACUCCACUUCCGCCCAGAUCACCAAAACGCGGAGGCUGUAGGACAUCCCAGGCCUUUGCCGAAGGGACAAUUUCUGCUGUUCAGGCUGCUCUGCACAAGUAUCAACUGUCAAUUCACGAUCUUCAGGUCAAAUUGCAAUCGAACAAUGAUGCAUUGGCCAUGACGAAGAAACAGCUGGAUUCUGCAGAAAAUACCCGGGAUAUCCUAACGGCAAAACUCACAGAGAUGACUGAGAAGAUGGAUGCGACGAAUUAUCAGAUGUCUGAGCUCUGCAAGGAACGGGAUAGUCUCCAAAAGAGCCUCGAGGGAAUGCGAAUGGACAAGCAUACGAUGGAAAGGGGAAAAGCAGAACUCAAUUCAAUGGUGGAUUCCCUAAAUUGUGACUACGAGAAACUCCAAAAUCACAAUUGCAAAAUGCAAAAGCUCAUUGAUUCCCUGGACGAAGACAAGAAGAUUCUCGAAUUGGAGAUGCAGCGCACGAUGAAGGACAAAGAGAUCCUAGAGAUGAAUUUGAGGGCCGAGGAAGAGAGAACCAGUCGUCUUCGGGAGGAAACAAUUACCCUCCGGGAAGAGCUAAACAAAGUCUAUCUGUCGCGGGAUCUUCUGGAGCAGCAGAGAAUGGAGGCAGAGAGUCUUCUGGCGCUCUGUGAGAAGCAAAAGAGUGACUUGGAGUAUGAGCUGGAGAAGAUUUCUCUGGAGAAAGUUGAGUUGAAUGAUCGCCUGGAGAAGACUAGCAGUUCCGGUGACAAUCUUUCCCACGAAGUGAAGCAACUGAAGGGAUUAGUGGCUGAAUUGGAGGAGGAACGCAAUAAAUUCAAGACACAGUCUUCAGAACUGAGCAUUGAUGUGGCUUCCCUCAAGAAAGAACUGAUUUCUGCUGAACAGUGUCGCUUGGAUGUGGAAUCGGAAAAGCUGUCGAUCAGUGAGAAGUUGAAAUUCCUGGAGAUUGACAAAGACAAAGUGGAGCAGGAAUUGAUUCAGGUCACGAGGGAACGUGGGGAUGUUGCCAAUCAACUCACCGUGAUUACACGGAAGAAGGAGGGAUUGGGAGAGGAAUUGAUGAGACUCAGGCAACGCAUGGAGCAAUCCAAUGAAACAAAUAGUCGUCUCAAUCGCAAUCUGGAGGAUCUGGUGAAGGAGAAUGAGGAGAAGAUGGUGAUUAUUGAGGGCCAGGAGAAGGAUUUGCAGAGAAUGCAGGAGCAAUUGGCUUCUCUGAGGAGUGAGAAGGAAGCUCUGGAAGCUGUCCUCUUUGAUACCAACACAACUCUAGAAGCCACUGAAGUGAAGAAAGAACAGCUGGAGCAUGAGGUUCAGGAUUUGCUGAUCAAGCAAGAAUCCAUGAGGAAUCAAAUAGCCAGAUUGGCUAAAGACUUUGAGAAUUGCGAAAGACGUGCUCAGGAUAUGAAGAUUCAGCUGACAAAUGCAGCGGCAAAUCAGGAAGCGGAAUUUGUGCAGAAAAUUGCAAAUCUCAAGGCAAUGGCCGAGGAGAAUGCAAAGAAAUUGAAUGAGGAGAAGGAACAGAUUCGGGCUUCUCUAGAGAAGCGAAUGCAGCAUUCCUUGGCAGCCCUUCAGGCUUCGAAGGAUGCUGAAAUUGAUGCGCUAAAGGAGCGAUAUGAUCAGCUGCAGAUGCACGUGGAAGCUCUGUGUCAGCAGCAUGAAGAAGUGAUGAUUAGGGCUGAGAAUGACAAGCAGCAAGCUUUGAUGUUGGCUCAUAGGGACAAACAGGCAGUUAUUGAGCGCCUCGAUGCUGUCAGUCGAGAAUUGACGGCAGAAAAUGAGACUUCCGAGAGGCUGAGGAGGGAAGGAGCUGCCAGAGCUGAGAAAGAUCGGACGACAAUCAAUCAAUUGAGAGAGGAAAUAACACGGCUGAAGGCUAAAAUGGAAGAGAGCAGGCAAAAACACGAAGAGGAUCUGCACAAGUUAGAGUCCUAUUUGAGCUCCUUGCGUGAAGAACGCGAAGCUGCCCAGAAGGAAAAUGAAGAACUUCGUGUUCAGAUUCGCCUCUGUGAAGACAGAGGUGAUUCCCUGAAUAGUCAAUUGAUUGAGACGGUGCGCAAGCUGAAAGAAACUGAGAAUGCUGUGGAGGCUGCCAGGAAGGAAUUGACGGAUACAAGACGUGCUCUGGCCGAUAGCAACAUCGAAAAAGAUAAGUAUGCUAACACAAAUAGGGAUCUCAGGGAACAUGUAAAGCGCGUUGAGGGUCAGAGGCGAGAGACUUCUCGUUUGCAUGAUGAAGCUCUGGCUAAAAUAGCUGGACUUGAAGAGGCCAGAACGGCUAAUGAAGUCGAAAAGACAAGAUUGUCUACUCUGCUCAAGGAGACAGAUAACAAUGUGGCUAAGUUGAAUCAGGAGCUGCAGCAGGCAGAGGCCAAUCUGCAGAAGAUGUCCUCAAAUGCUUCGCAAAAAGAUGCAGUGGAGAAGGAAUUGCAUGCUAGGUUGACGAAUGAGAUGGAAGAGAAGGAGCGCAUUCAGGCUGAGAUGCAUCAGGCAAAGAAGCAACUGGCAGAUCUUGAUGCCAGUUUGCAUGCAACGCGUCAGGAAUUGGGCAGAUCGAGGUGCAAGUUGAAUCAGGAUGAGCAUCGUUGGCAUGGGCGAGAGCAGGAAUUGCUGCAGCGCCUGGAUGAAGGUCGGUGCAGGGAGAAGAGGCUGGAGGAUCAGAAGCACAAUUUGGAAGUUUGCCUGGCUGAUGCGACGCAGCAGAUUCAGGAGUUGAAGGCCAGACUGGGAGGAUGCGAGGGUAGGGUUCGGGCUCUCGAUGAGCAACUGAUUCAGACGGAAAGCGCCAAGCGAGAGACGGAGAAUAAACUCAGUUCAAUUGCUCAUACACUCAGACGCAUCGCUGGGAUUCAGUUGGAUGGAACUGUGAGUCUUCCCUAUCGCCUUCUCAGUCCCUCGAGACGCUACAGCCCAGCACGAGGUGGACAUGAUUACGAUUGUCGCAGUGUUGGUGGUGAUGGACCACUGAUAGAUGUCGAUCCGGAAAUGGUGAGGAAGGGUGUUAGGGCUCUGAUGCAGCAAGUGGCUCAAAUUGAACGGGAGAAGGAUGAUUUCAAGGCACAAUUGAGUACAGCUAAGAAGCAACUUCAGGAAGCAGCUGAAGCACAAUCAAAGGGAGAGAACAAACUGUCGAAGCUGCAGCAAAUCUUGAGGUCUGUCCAGGAGGAAAAAGCGAAUGUUGAAGCGAAGCUUAAUCAAAAAGGAUCAGCUCUGCAAGUGGUUGAGGAGAAUUUGCGCCAGAGAACUGAAGAAGCGAACAUGCUGAGGGACAAAGUCAACAGUCUGGAGGUGUCUCUGGGAAAUAGCGCCGAGGAAAGGGCUCAAUGCGAGGAACGGCUGGAGAAGUGUCGGCAGUCAGUUAGUCGGUUGGAGAGUGAGAAACGUCAUCUCCAGGAAGAAUUGUCUCGCUGUGAGAAUCGCGCAUCCAAAUUGGAUUUGCAGCGAGUGGCUCUCGAAGGGGACAUCCAGAGGCUUCAGAUGGCUCUGCAUGAGAAGGAUAACAAUUUGAGGAGUCUGCAGGAGCGCUUUGAGAAUCAAGGUCGUGCCUCAACGCAGCUAGAAGACAGAUGUAUUGCGCUGAAGACGACCGUUGAUCAACUCAAGGAGCGCCUGCAGGGUGCAGCGAUUACGGAAACGGAGCUGAGGGCAGAGAUAAAUUGUCUGCACAAGGCACAUUCCGAGCAGGGGCACAAUGUAAUGGCGGGACAUGAUAAGUUGAAGCAGAUUCAGAAGACGCUGAGUAAUAGUGAGAAUGAGAGGAGGAUUCUGGCGGAACGCCUGGAAGCAUCCCAGACGGUGGCUAAUGAUCUCAGGAGGACACAGCAGGCACAGCAGGACAGUUGUCAGCGUCUCCAGGAGCAAGUGGCUGAGUUGGAAGUGCAGAAGUCUGCGCUGGAGUCUCAGUUGAGAAUUGCAAAGUGGAAUCAGGAGAAUGCUGAUCAGAUGUCAGCUGCAGUCCCGAGCACCAAUGAGGGAGAUCUGAGGCAGCUGCAGAGGGACAGAUCUGAGCUUCGAGUGAAGGUAGAUGCGCUGAAUGAGAAGGUAAGGGCGUUGGAGAAUGAGAAGAGGAAUCUGGAGAGGAGUAGCAAAUUUUCCGGAAGAGUUGACUUUGAUCGAUCGGAAAAGAGUCUUCAGGGAAUUGAUUCAAAUAGAUUGGAGUCAGAGACUUCAAGGGGAGGAUUCAAUUGUGGCCUGGAUCACACGAUGAUUGAGCAGGAGAAUCGAGAUUUGAGGAUGAAGGUUCGUCGUUUGGAGACUCUGCUGGCGGAGAAGGAAUCAGAACUGGCUAGGGCCAAGGCCAAGAUGGCAGAUAUCCCGAAGUGUUUGUCCAAUGAUGCGGAAAAGUAUCGAUCUGCUCAGUUGCAGGCUGAGCGGCUUCUGGACGCUAGGGAGCAAUCGCAUCGGCAGCAAGUGCUAAGGCUUGAGAAUCAGAUUUCAAUGCUUCGAGAGCAAUUGGCCCAGGAGGCUAAAAGGAGGCAACAUUACAUCCUGAGGAGCACCAGAGCUGGCCGGGAGAUGCAACAAUUGCGCCAAACUCUUGGCGAUAGUCUCCGUCAUGUGGCUCAGGAGCCUCUAGAUCCCAUAACUCUCGAAAGCGAAACUAGAAGAUUGGACAGUGCUGUUUCUCUGAGUUUGCCACCAAACUCAGGCAGAGAAUAUGAGCACCAUUCUUCCUACAGUCCACGCUAUAAGUAAAGAAAAAAAAGCAAGAAAUUGCAAUUUCUUCUCUCUCUAGCUCUCAGCUCUAGCUCUAGCUCCCAGCUCUAGCUUAGAGAGGAAGAAAUCAAACCAUCUAGUCGGGUAACUUUUUAAUAAAACUUCACUGCCGACUCUACAAAGGAGGAUUUUAUUUAUUUCAAAAGAAAAAAAAAACAAAACGCUACAAACCAAAGGGAAAUCUAAGAAAAAAUGUGUUCAUGUGAUUUCUUUUUGACUCACGAUAUUUAACAAAGAAAUAAAAAAAAAACUAGUCACGAAUUGUUGGAGGUGGAUUUAAAGAAAAAUUAUUGAUAUUAGGGCACUGAUUGCACACCAAAAGGAAAGUUCAGUAUUAAAUGUUUGUCAAUGAACACACGGAUAACAAGAAAAAUUGUAGAGAAGAGAUUUUAUGCUUGAUACAAUAAAUAUUCUAAACACAAUG